Messenger RNA from Lycium barbarum (goji berry), 927 nucleotides. RefSeq lists its product as uncharacterized. Bases 1 to 927 code for a protein of 308 amino acids. NCBI's taxonomy places the organism in Eukaryota, Viridiplantae, Streptophyta, Magnoliopsida, Solanales, Solanaceae. The transcript is spliced from 2 exons. The record is from RefSeq and is a predicted model, not a curated record.
AUGACUUCGCCAAAGAUUCAAAAAUAUAUUGUGAGGGCUUGUGCAAAAGAAACUAUAAAAGCCAUAAUUGAUGACUUGGAUGGAGAUUAUUAUGAAAUAUUAGUUGAUGAGUCCAAGGACAUCUCGCACCAUGAACAAAUGGCCCUUGCUUUGCGAUGUGACGGUUUCAACCCUAGUGAUAGAUUGCAUGCAAAAUCUUAUUUGAUUGAAAUUAAUGAUUUUGAAUUUGCUUUCUUGCUUCACUUGAUGUUGAAAGUGUUGGUAUUGUCGAACGAGCUGAGCAAACCUUUAAAGAGGAAAGAGCAAAAUAUUGUUAAUUCCAUGGUAUUUCUUGACCUUACAAAGGAAAGGCUUCAAAAAUUGAGAGAGGAAGGAAGGAAAGAAUUCAUGGAUGAAGUCUCUUCAUUUUGUGCUAAACAUGAUAUUUCGGUGCCCGAGAUGGAAGAAUUCUAUAUUCCUGGCAAGUCGAAGCGUAGACUUUCUAGUGUUACUUAUUCACAUCACUUACAGGCUGAGUUUUUUUAUGCGGUAAUUGAUUUGCAGCUUCAGGAGCUUAACAAUCGUUUUGAUGUUGUGAGUGGCGACUUGCUUCUUAGUAUGGCUAGCUUGAAUCCGGCUAAUUCAUUUGCUAAUUUUGAUAAGGAAAGAAUAAUGACAUUGGCCAAGCAUUAUCCAAAUGAGUUUGGUGGAUCGAAGCUUCAAGAUCUCAAUUAUCAACUUGACACUUUCAUAAUGCCCAUGCGACGUGGUGACUCUAGGUUCUCUGAUUUAAAAGGAAUUAGUGAUUCGACAAAAGCGAUGGUUGAUGCAAAUCUUGUGGAGACUUAUUCACUUGUUUAUUUACUUAUGAAGUCGACCUUAAUUUUACCUGUCGCGACUGCAACUGUUGAAAGAGCAUUCUCAUCCAUGAAGUACAUCAAAGAAUGA